Molecule: messenger RNA, 2640 nt
Organism: Aspergillus saccharolyticus JOP 1030-1
Lineage: Eukaryota; Fungi; Ascomycota; Eurotiomycetes; Eurotiales; Aspergillaceae
Product: glycosyltransferase domain-containing protein
Exons: 2
Coding region: 480-2309 (609 amino acids)
Source: RefSeq, a predicted model, not a curated record
CUUCGCAAUUCACCCGCUCCUUUGUCCGUCUCCGCUUCCACCUUAUCUUCCCUUGUGGUCCUGCACUCUGCGGCUCCCUCCUUUGCUUUCUAUUGUAUGGAUUUGGUCCCCGUUGUUGCGCCGGUCAACAUCAUCCUUUAACUGCCCGCUCUCACUAUUGGCUUGCCGUCCCACAUCUCCCUCCACCUUCUUCCCCGGCUCCAUCAUGGCUUUUUGCGACUCCUGUUGAUUUGCCUCUUAACCUUGCUUCUCCCCGGUAGCCUUCCUGCUCUCGCCUUGGCGUAGUGGUUGCAUGUCCCGCCUGCAGGAAUGUUCUUUUCUCGGUAUAUACUUCUUAACCUUGGCUGAUUCCAGCUGUUCUGGCCCCAAUCGAUACGAACUGGUAACCUAGUCCGAUUGCCCAUCGCCCUUGGUGAGAGCGGUGGACUCCCCACCUCUAGUCAAGAAUUUCAGCUUUCCGCCCAUUGUGCAUCGCGGAGAUGUCGAGUCGAGGCAUUCUUGACGGCCAAUGGGCCGGUCAAUAUAAGUACAUGCGUUCGUCCGCAUCGUCGUUCUGGCUGCAACAUCUUCACCCCCGUCGCUUACGAGCCCGCCCUAUCAGGGCCCUUUUCCUUGCUGCGGCAUGUUUAUUUUUGCUCACACUAUGGUCGCACGCAUCCAGUGAACCAUCCGUCAACUUCUGGGUGAAAUACCCGUCCUACCCUCCGACGCGACGGCGCCCUGAAGAUAUCCCCAUGCUCCACGCCGGGCGGCGUGCCACGAACAAGAAUGAAAGUGCGCCUCUCGCCUUAGGAAAGUCAGCGCCCUCGUUCCACCUCCUUAUACCCGCGUUGCACAAAUCAGCUUCACUGUGUCGCACCGUGACGUCGUCGAUGAUCCUGAAUUACCCACCGCCGACACUGGUUAGCUACGGAAAGUCCACCUCGGAUGGGCGCACGGAAUACUCAUCCAUGGUGGACAAGAUCGCGGGGAUAUACAACUAUCUUGCAUACAGCACGCAACUGAGUGAUGAUGAUCUGGUUCUCAUUGUUGAUUCGGAGGACGUUUUCUUCCAGUUGCCUGCCGAGGUGUUGGUGCAGCGAUUCCAGAAUCUGCUACGGGAGAACAACGAGAAGCUGCUGCGCAAAUAUGGUACUAUCACUCUGGAUCUGCCUUUCCGUAAAGAGGGCAAGCAGACGCUACAGAAAUACUCGCAGAGAGUUUUGUUUGCCGCUAGCAAGACGUGUAUAUCCAGUCUUGCUCAAGACCCAGGCUGCGUGACGGUCCCGCAAUCGAGUUUGCCCCCGGACGCUUAUGGCUGGAAAACCGACAAUCACCCGCAGGGACAUCUCAACCGACCGCGGUGGCUCAAGCCGGGCGCAGUCAUGGGUCAGGCGGCUGAUCUGAGAGUCAUAUACGCCGAGAUAUUGCAUUUUGUCCAUCAGCAUCGUAAUUCGCGUGGUGACUAUCUGGCCAUGACUCAGAUGUUUGGGCGUCAAGAAUACCUACGCGAGCUGGAACGACGAAACACCACCAACAGAUUCAAAGAAUGGCUUUACCGCCGAAUUGGCAUCUCGGAGGUGUCCAAUAUAACUGGUAUUAUUCCCCCACGCCUUACGGCGGGAACCCGGUAUGAGUUCGGGAUUGGGGUCGAUUAUGAAUCUCGUUUGUUCUUCAAUAUGUUCAACUCCAAGAUGGAUGUUGAAUGGCUCCAUUAUCAUAAUGUGAGCAAGACCUCUGCUGUGCAGAUGCAGCACGGUGUUCCCAGAGAGAGACGUCUCAUGCUUCCUGAGGACUUGGUUCCCUCAAAAAUCGGUAACCCGUUUAUCCAGCCGCGUUUCACGAAGGACGACUGGCCGAAUCCGCCUUGGAAUGCCACGCUCGACAAGCUUCCAAACCAUCGCAACCACACGUGGCAUCAUCUUCCUUUGAUGACGAACAUUCAUUCGGCAUCUGUCCCGGCUCUGCUACACCUUGAUGGGGAUCGUACAGUUCGCGACAAGUGGUGGUCGGAAAUGUGGUACCAGCCAUGGGCUCGGGCACUACUCCGCAAGUAUAUGCGGACCGCCUCUGGGUUUGACACCUCCCAAUCCGCCUUGAUGGGAGGCCAAGAAUGGUGGGACAUGCGUGGCGGCAAGGGAGGUCUGUGGACCGACAAGGGCGAAUGGCUGAAUUACGGCGAGGUCUGCGGCAGCUACAACCGGGACGUCUUUGACGAUGAACUUGGGCCAUUUGGCCAGGAGAACGGUGAAGACGCUGACGAGCCAGUCUACAAUCAGUUCGGAAACGUUAUCAAGGGUAAGGAGGACCUGACAGCCCCCCCGUGGUAGAUGGCUUGCUCUUCUUGAAUCUCAGAGACUGGUUUCUGUGAGAUACAUCAAAACGCAGGGUGCCAGACAUGUGGGCAUUGGACCUCCUGUAGUCGCCAAGAUUUAUCGUUUCCUUUGCACAUAUUACGCGGCUGGUGCUACGAGGCGCAGUGACCGUCCGGCCACAUUCCAAGGGUUGUGCAUAUAUCCCCACCGUGAUGGGAGAUCUUCUUGAAUUAGCGAGUUGUGUUUCCUGCUUUUGCCAUGAGACAUGGCACGCCUCUUGAGCAAUCAUUGGGGGAGGAGUGACGUCCUAUCACCAAGUCGACUGCGAGAAAACACUAGAUAGUAG